AUGACAAAGUGGCAUGAAUGUUAUCGAUUAUCACUCACGUUUGAUCGUUAUUUAGGUAAAGUGACUGGCCAAGGAAAUGAUGACGGCGGUGAUUUUACUGUUGAUGGUACUUUUUCUUCGGAAAAUCUUCGACUAGCUCUAAAACGAAGUUAUGUAGCAGGAACAGGUGAUCUAAGAGAGAAUCUCGGUCAUACAUCGACUAUACAAUUGACUUGGAAUUCAAAUAAAAAUCAGUUCCAGGGUAAAUGGUAUUGUAAUUCAGUCAAGAUUUUAACACCGAAAUUACCAACAUGA
This is a messenger RNA of Rotaria sp. Silwood1, 294 nucleotides long. The record is from the annotation of a GenBank genome assembly. NCBI's taxonomy places the organism in Eukaryota, Metazoa, Rotifera, Eurotatoria, Philodinida, Philodinidae.